Molecule: messenger RNA, 1553 nt
Organism: Malania oleifera
Lineage: Eukaryota; Viridiplantae; Streptophyta; Magnoliopsida; Santalales; Ximeniaceae
Exons: 9
Coding region: 56-1192 (378 amino acids)
Biological process (GO): signal transduction
Source: RefSeq, a predicted model, not a curated record
AUCAAGUUUUACUAUAUUUUCAUAAAAGUCGAUUACCAUAUUUGGUGUUGGUUCAAUGCCAUCUGUCAUCUCGCCUCAGUGGCAGGAGAAGGCUAGUGGAUUCUUCUCAUCUUCAGGGGUGAAGCUUAAAGAAGCUGGGCAAUCCGCAGGAACAUUUGUGGGGGAGGUGGCAAAGGAUGCUAAAGUUAAUGUUGCUGAUGUUGCUGGGCGAGUUGGGUCAAUGGUUAAAAGUCGAUGGUCGCUUCUUCAGCAACCAUCAACUAGACAUGCUGUGCAGGAACGUUUUAUUUCAGCUGCAGCUUCAACUGGUGUAAUACUAAGAAAGGGUAUUGAGGAGACGAAGGACAAGGUUGUUGUGGGGAAGAUAAAAGUUGAAGAGGUGGCAAAGAUGACUGCACAAAAAAGCAAAACUAUUUUGACUGAUAUUGAGAGAUGGCAGAAGGGAGUUGCAAGCUCUGAUGUCUUUGGGGUUCCAAUUGAGGUUACUAUACAGCGGCAACAAUCCAGCAAGCCCAUUCCCAAUAUUUUGUGCAAAUGUGCUGACUAUCUCAUAUUAUCAGGGCUGAAUGCACAAUACCUGUUUAAAUAUGAAGGAGAUAAAAAGGUUAUUCAGCAGUUAGUUUCUCUUUACAAUCAAGAUUCGAAUGCAUCAUUGCCAGAGGGUGUAAAUCCAAUUGAUGUUGCAGCUCUGGUCAAGUGUUAUCUUGCUUGCCUUCCUGAGCCACUAGCCUCAUUUGACCUAUAUAAUGACAUAAGAGGUGCUCGGUCUAGCAUACAUGGAAUGAGGAAUGUACUGAAGAGGCUUCCUAAUGUAAAUUACAUGACGCUGGAAUUUGUCACUGCCCUUCUACUCCGCGUAUGCCAGAAGUCGGUUCUUAACAAGAUGGAUGCUCGAAGCCUUGCCAUGGAAAUGGCCCCUGUUAUUAUUUGGCAGAGGGGGCAGAGACCCGAAUUUUAUAAGGAGUUCUGGAGUCACCCACCCAGGACUCUUUCCAAGAAAAACACGGAUCCUGCUCCUGCUUAUAGUGACUGGGACAUGCUGGACGAGGAGGGUGAAGCUGCAGAUGCAUCCACCCACAUUCCCUUGGAUGAUGGCUUGCCGAUCGACUUCAGUGCCAUCGAGGUUGUUCAGUGCCUAAUAGAACAUCACAAUGCGAUAUUCACAGAUGCAAAUGAAACCAUAUGGAGAUGAAUUUUGAAAGUGUUUUAUGCUGCAUGGUCUGAUGACUGUUUAGUUUGGGACCAACUGAAGUCAAUAUUGUAAAUAAUUCUUUUUCAAGAUGAAAUGGCAAAUUCAAUCAAACCGAUAAUUGCCCCGCCUUGGAUGUGAUCAUCCUAACCAAGUUUGGGGAAAGAUUUAUCAGCCUGGGUGUGAAAAUUUUAGGAGCUGUCCAAAGACUAGAUUUAAAUUUGUUUAUAUUCUGCCUGCUGUCUUAUUCCUUGCCUGCUUCUGUGAGAGGUGUCUUCCACCCCACAUGUUGCAUCAUGUAAUCUUCAACAAACAAGUUUUACUUGCAAGGGAAGAUUUGAAUGGCUUUGGAUGUGUUUGGGAA